Cimex lectularius (bed bug) is the source of this 2149-nucleotide messenger RNA. Its product is annotated as heat shock protein 68-like. Lineage: Eukaryota; Metazoa; Arthropoda; Insecta; Hemiptera; Cimicidae. Gene Ontology annotation, molecular function: ATP hydrolysis activity; ATP binding; heat shock protein binding. Gene Ontology annotation, biological process: cellular response to unfolded protein; protein refolding. The record is from RefSeq and is a predicted model, not a curated record. Gene Ontology annotation, cellular component: cytoplasm. Bases 142 to 2061 code for a protein of 639 amino acids. The transcript has a single exon.
GAACCUUUGUUUUCCUAUAUAAAUGACGAAAUCCAGCCUUGGCUCAGUUUAAUAGUAAACAACAAACGGUUUGUACUCUGAACGGUUUAUUUCAAAGCCACAAGUUUCAAUUAAAAAGUGAAUUUGUGAAGAACUUCAAUCAUGACAGCGAUUGGAAUUGAUCUUGGAACGACGUAUUCCUGCGUUGGAGUUUGGCAGCAUGGAAAGGUGGAGAUCAUCGCCAACGACCAAGGCAACAGGACGACACCGAGUUAUGUUGCAUUCACAGAAACUGAACGUCUCAUCGGUGAUGCGGCAAAAAACCAAGUCGCCAUGAAUCCCCAGAACUCGGUUUUCGACGCCAAGAGGCUCAUCGGGAGGAAAUUUGACGACCCAAAGAUCCAGGACGACAUGAAGAACUGGCCUUUUAAAGUCGUCAAUGAUUCUUCCAAGCCCAAGAUCCAGGUGGAGUUCAAAGGCGAGGUGAAAAAGUUCGCCCCAGAGGAGAUAAGCUCGAUGGUGUUGGUGAAGAUGAAAGAAAUAGCGGAGGCUUAUCUAGGCAAGAAAGUGAAAGAUGCAGUCAUCACUGUACCAGCUUAUUUCAACGACUCGCAGAGGCAAGCGACUAAAGAUGCAGGAGCUAUCGCCGGUGUCAACGUACUGCGGAUCAUCAACGAGCCGACUGCUGCUGCUUUGGCUUAUGGAUUGGACAAAAACUUAAAAGGCGAGAGGAAUGUACUAAUAUUUGAUCUAGGAGGAGGUACUUUUGACGUAUCGAUCCUGACUAUAGACGAAGGCUCCCUUUUUGAAGUGAGAUCGACUGCCGGUGACACCCAUUUAGGAGGUGAGGACUUCGACAAUCGACUUGUAAAUCAUUUGGCCGAAGAGUUCAAAAGAAAGUACAAAAAAGAUCUUAAACAAAGCCCUAGGGCUUUGAGGAGGCUGAGAACUGCGGCCGAAAGGGCUAAACGAACUCUUUCUUCAAGCACAGAAGCAUCGUUAGAAAUUGACGCUCUUUAUGAAGGCAUAGAUUUCUACACAAAAAUCACCAGAGCGAGGUUUGAAGAGCUUUGCUCUGACCUCUUUAGAUCCACUCUACUCCCAGUAGAAAAAGCCCUACAAGACGCCAAGUUGGAUAAAGGAGCCAUACACGAUGUGGUAUUAGUCGGAGGUUCAACGAGGAUACCAAAAAUACAGACCCUUUUGCAAAAUUUCUUCAAUGGUAAAGCACUGAACAUGUCGAUCAAUCCUGAUGAAGCAGUAGCCUACGGAGCAGCUGUUCAAGCGGCGAUUCUCAGUGGCGAUCAAAGUUCACAAAUCCAAGACGUGCUGUUAGUCGAUGUUGCACCUUUAUCCCUUGGUAUCGAAACUGCUGGAGGAGUGAUGGCCAAAAUCAUAGAGAGAAAUACAAGGAUACCGUGCAAACAGAGCCAGACCUUCACUACCUACUCGGACAAUCAACCGGCAGUUACUAUCCAAGUGUUUGAAGGCGAGAGAGCUAUGACAAAAGACAACAACUUGCUCGGAACUUUCGAUCUCACGGGCAUCCCACCUGCACCAAGGGGUGUGCCUAAAAUAGAAGUCACCUUCGAUUUGGAUGCAAACGGUAUUAUGAACGUCUCCGCUAAAGAAAACAACACAGGAAAGUCCAAGAACAUCGUCAUAAAAAAUGACAAAGGGAGGCUAUCUAAAGAAGAAAUCGACAGGAUGGUCAAUGAUGCAGAAAGAUACAAAGCUGAAGAUGACAAACAACGGGAAAGGAUCUCCGCAAGGAACCAACUCGAAGCUUAUGUGUUUAAUGCAAAACAAGCUGCUGAAGAUUGCGGAGACAAACUUAGCCAGUCUGAGAAAGACACUGUAAAAUCGCGGUGCGACGAAGCCAUCAGGUGGCUCGACAACAACUCCCUCGCUGAAAAAGAAGAAUACGAGCACAAACUAUCGGAACUUCAAAAAGAACUCACGAUGUACAUGACGAAACUGCAUUCAGGCCAAAGUUCACAAGGUGGCUACCCAGGAGGCGAUUUUGGAAUGCCAUCCGCAAACAAAAACCAGUCUGGGCCCACCAUCGAAGAAGUAGAUUAAAAAUAACGUAGUUUAUAGAUUGUACUCUAGUCUAAACAUUCCAUACAAAGACUUAGACUUUAAUUGAUUAUGUUCAAUUAACUUUAUA